This is a messenger RNA of Arxiozyma heterogenica, 1827 nucleotides long. RefSeq lists its product as uncharacterized. Gene Ontology annotation, biological process: DNA integration. Lineage: Eukaryota; Fungi; Ascomycota; Saccharomycetes; Saccharomycetales; Saccharomycetaceae. The record is from RefSeq and is a predicted model, not a curated record. The transcript has a single exon. The coding region runs from base 1 to 1827 and encodes 608 amino acids. Gene Ontology annotation, molecular function: nucleic acid binding.
AUGCAAUGGUCACAUUAUCUGAAAGGUAGACAUUUUAUCUUGAAUACUGACCAUGAGUCCCUAGAAUAUUUGCAGUUAAAGAAAGACAGUAGCUUGAAAGUAGGCCGUUGGCUGGAUGUAUUUGCUGCUUUUGACUUUGAAAUAGUAUACAUUAAGGAUGAAUGUAAUAAGGCUGAUGGCUUUAGUCGUCGUCCUGACUUGAUGAACGUCAAAGAACAAGGGUUGAGAAAACAAUCCACAGACAAAUCAAAUAUUCAACCCAGCCAGUUACCAGGUGAAGUUAGUGAAAUUCCAGUAAUUAAUAAGUUUAUAAUUGAGGACUAUAGUUAUGACACAUAUCUAUUUAGUCUGGAAAUUCCAUCACAAAUUGCAGUAAUAAAUCAAUUGUCUCCUGAAUAUGUCGAACUUUUAAAGAAUGAGUAUAUGAAAGAUCCCGACUUUAAGAUAAUUUAUGCAGGUUUAUCCAGUAAGAAGAAUCCUAUUCCUCAUUCGUUAGAUACUAUAAGUCAAAAAUAUAAAGUCAUUGACGGUCUUUUAUAUCAUGGUUAUAAUGAAUUACCGAUUGACAAGUUAUGUAUUCCUGACAAUGAAAUUCGUCGAGAAAUACUGCAACUAGCUCACAAUUCUCCUGCAGCCGGUCAUGGUGAUGUUUCUAGAACGUUGACCAAUAUCUCACCUCAUUAUUAUUGGCCAAAGAUGAAUGAGUCCAUACGUAAGUAUGUGAAGACAUGUGAUAGUUGUCAGAGAUCUAAGUAUAGGGCCGGUAAACAAUUUGGUACUUAUAUGCCAUUAAGUGUUCCCGACGAACGUUGGAGAAGCAUAAACAUUGAUUUUCUUUCAGGUACGGAGCCCGAUAAGAAGACUAAAUGCGAUAAUAUACUGGUUGUUAGUUGUCAGUUGAGCAAGAUGUCACAUUUCAUCCCUUGCAGAAAGACAGCUAAAGCGGAAGAUAUCGUUUCGAUUUUUUUCAGAGAAAUUUUCCGAUUACAUGGAAUGCCUCGAGUGAUUAUCUCGGAUCGAGAUAAAAUUUUCACAUCAACGGUAUGGAACAUUUUCGCUCAGAGAGCAGGCAUAAAACUUCAAAUGACUAUCAGUCACAAUUCACAAGGAGAUGGUCAAGUAGAGAGGGUCAACAAAAUUUUAGCUGAAAAGAUCACUGGUGCUUUAGCUCCUCACUCUAAUAAAUGGGUUGAUAUUUUGCCAAUGGUUGAGUUUGCGUACAACAGUACCUAUCAAGCAACCAUAAAGACUACUCCAUUUUUAGCAUGCUAUGGUUACCAUCCUAGGUUUGUUGGAAUUUUAAACCCAUUGGAAUCAUCUGUACGGAAUCCUUUAGAUCAGCCAUCGUUACCUAAAUUUGCAUCAUCAGAAGUUGAGAGAAUUUUGAAACGUGCCCAUCGAAUCAAGGAAGUUUUAACACACAACAUUGCUGAAGAACAAAAACGUCUGUCUCUACGUGCAAACGCCAAGUCAUUACGGCCCACAUUCGAAGUAGGACAAAAGGUUUUGAUAAAUAGAGAAGUAUAUCAGAAACCACAUGCAUGUGACAAAUUCCAAUUUAAAUGGUACGGCCCCUUCCAAAUCAUCGAAUUAAGGCAUCCUAACGCAGUUCGGUUAGCCUUAAACCAAGAUACAGUUAGACAUGAUGCUUUUAAUGUCAGGUAUUUGAAACAUUAUCAUGAACGUUUCAACGACUACGGUCAUGUUCCUCCCAUGGGAAGGGAAGAGAUUAUGAAAAACAUCGAUCAAAUUGCAGGCUUUAAUGAUAUCCAUUUUGUGAACAACAUGGUUAUGGCAGAUGUGGGAUGGAAAGACUGUGAACCUUGA